AUGAAGAAAAAAGUAGAUAAUAGAAUAAAAAUAUUAAUAGAAAAUAAUAUCGCUUUAGGUCAGAGGAGCAUGUUUUUUGUUGUAGGAGAUGAAGGAAAGAAUGUGGUUGUAAAUUUUUAUUUUUUAUUAAAUCGUUUAAUAAAUCGAACACAUAAUAUAUUAUGGUGUUAUAAAAAGAAGUUAGAUUUUUCAACUAGUAAAAAAAAAAGAUAUCGUGAAAUGAAGAAGAAAAUAAAAAAAGGUAUAUAUGAUCAAACUGUAGAUAAUAAUUUUGAUAUGUUUUUAAAAAAUGCAGAUAUAAGAUUUUGUUUUUAUAAAGAAUCAAAAAAAAUAUUAGGAAAAACAUAUUCAAUAUGUAUAUUACAAGAUUUUUCUUAUAUAACUCCUAAUAUAUUAUGUAGAUGUUUAGAAACUGUAAUAGGAGGAGGAUUAAUUAUCUUUUUAAUAAAUAAACAAAAUGAAUUAAAAGAUUUAUAUAAUUUGACUUUAAAUUAUCAUAAAAAAUAUACAAUGAAUGGUAUAUGUAAUGUAUAUAAUAAUUAUAUACAUCGAUUUUUCUUAUCAUUAAAUACAUGUGAAAAUGCAAUGUUUAUAGAUGAUGAAAUGAAUAUACUACCUUUAAAUGAUAAUUAUUUAAAAAUAAAAAAAAUAACACCUAAAGUGGAAAAUGUAGAUGUGGCACAUAGUUUGGAUAUACAAAUGAUGAAACACAAAGAGGAUCAAAGAAAAGGUCAACAAAAUGGUAGUAUUAGCAACAAUAAUAAUAAAAAUGAUAAUUUUAAUAAUAAUGAAAAUUUUAAUAAUAAUGAUAAUUUUAAUAAUAAUGAUAAUUUUAAUAAUAAUACCCUUCAUCAAGCCAAAUCUGCGACGCUGGGAGGUUUUUUGUGUCCUGAUAAAAAUUUGUUACAAGAAAAAUUAAAAUUUUUAGAAAGCAUAUGCGAAGAAAAUGAGAAAAAAAAAGAAGAAGAGAAAAUAUUUUUAUAUUCUUCAAAGUUUAUAAAAGUAAAUAAAAUUGGAGAUAUACCUUCAAGUAAUAAUAAAAGUCCACAUGAAACAUAUGAAAAUUAUGAUAGUGUUACAAAUGCUAGCACAACGGCUAAUACUUACAAUAAUAAUUAUAAUUCUAAAAAAAAACAAAAAAAAGAUGUAUAUAGUUUUUUAGAUAGAAAUAUAAUGAAUUUAUUAAAUAUUUGUUUAAGUUUAGAUCAGUUAGAAGUUCUUUUGAAUAUGUGUAAAAUAUUAAGAAAUGAUGAAGAAAAGAAAAAAAAUAUUAAAGAGGUUCUUUUUAAUUUAUUAGCAAAUAGAGGUAGAGGCAAAUCAGCUACAUUAGGAUUAUUACUUUCUUUGAGUAUAUAUUUUAAUUAUAGUAAUAUAAUAAUAUGUUCUGGAAAUAAUGAAGGUGUUCAAACUAUUUAUGAUUUCUUAGACAAAGGAUUACAUAUUUUAGGUUUUAAUGAAUUUAAAGAUUAUGAAAAAAUAUAUAAUAUGGGUCAAAUAAAAGAAAUUAUUAUUUUUAAAAAUAUGAAAUAUUUAAAACAAAGAAUCAGAUUCUUUGAUAUUAUUGAAGAAGAUAUAUUAAAUUCAGAACUUAUGAUUAUUGAUGAAGCUGCUUGUAUCCCUAUAGAUAUUUUAAAAAAAAAAAUUAAAGGAGAAAUAACAAUAUUAUCAACAACAUUAAAUGGAUAUGAAGGAACAGGUAAAACAUUUACAUUUAAAUUAUUAAAACAAUUAAAAAAAAAAUUCAUAACACAUUUAUCAUAUGAAGAUUUUAAAAAUAUGAAUUUCUUAUAUUUUGAUAAAGCUUUUAUUGAUUUAACAUUAACAAAUCCUAUAAGAUAUAGUUAUAAUGAUCCAAUUGAAAGUUGGCUAAAUGAAUUUUUAUGUCUUAAUUGUAAUGAACCUACUAAUAUAAAAGAAAAUGUUUGCUCACCAUCAAACUGUGAAUUAUAUUUUGUAAAUAAAAAUAUUUUUAAAAAUUAUAAUAAAACAAGUGAAACCUUAUUAAAAAAAAUUAUGACAUUAUUUAUAACAUCUCAUUAUAAAAAUACACCUAAUGAUAUUAUUAUGAUAUUGGAUUCUCAGCAACACCACUUAUUUAUAUUAAUAAAUAAAAACAACAACAAUAAUAAUAAUAAUAACAACAUAUUGGAAGAACAAAUUGGUGACCUAGAUAUAUAUGGAGUCUUACAUUGUGCUAUAGAUGGAAUAAUAAAUAAUGAACACAUUAAAAAAUCUCUAAAAUUAGAAGAUAUUAUUCACUUAGUAAAAAAUAAUGAUACACAUAAUGAAUAUCCUACUACAUCACAUAAGAAACAAAUAAAUGACACCAAUGAUGAAGAGAUAGAAAAGAAAGAAAACAUGAAUCAUCUAAACGGUGACAACAACAACAAAAAUGAUAAUAGUAGUAAUAAUAAUAAUAAUAAUAAUAGUAGUAAUAAUAAUAAUAGUAGUAAUAAUAAAGAACUCUUAAUAAAUGAAUAUGAAGGGAAUUUAAUUCCUUAUAUUAUCAGUGAUUAUUUUAAUUAUUAUUUCUAUAAUUAUAUUGGCAUACGUGUCGUACGUAUUUCUAUACAUCCAUCAAUGCAAAACUUAAAUUAUGGAUCUGAAUUUUUAAAAAAAGUUUUUAAUUAUUAUAAUGCAUAUAAUUCAAAACAAAGACAAGACAACAAAAAUAAUAAUAAAACCAAUUGCAGUGGUUAUGAUAAUAAUGUGGUAUAUAAUGACAAUGUCAUAUUAUUUAAUUGUAAUGGUAAAGAUAUUUAUUUUGAUAAGAAAUUAAAACAUAUUGAUUAUAUAGGCACAUGCUUUGGACUAACCAAAGGGCUUUUAAUCUUCUGGCAAAAAAAUAAAUUUAUUCCUGUUUAUUUAAAACAACAAAAAAAUGAUAUAACAGGUGAAUUUAGUAUUCUUAUGUUAAAACAUUUAAAUGAAGAUCUUAAAAAUAUCAUUGCAAAUUUUUAUACUGAUUUUGUAAGAAGUGUUACUAAAUUAUUACCAUAUUCAUUUAAACAUAUGGAAUCUUUUAUUGUUUUCAACUUAUUGAAUAAUAAUAAUUACUCUAUUAUAUCUUCAAAAGAAGAUAAUACUUCUAUAAUUGAUAAGGAAGAUAAUAAAACGGAUAAUAAUAUCUCAAAACAUAAUGGACAUAUAAAAAAUCAUCAACAGAAUAAUAAUAAUUCUUAUUAUGAAAAUUAUGAAAAUCAACACUUGUCAUUUUAUGAUAAUAAUCUUAUAAACAAAGAAACAGUAUUUUAUUUUUUUCAUACAAAUGAUAUAUGUAGAUUAAAAAGAUUCGUUUUAGAAGGAAGAAAUUUUUAUGAAAUCCUAUAUCUAUUAUCUACUAUAGCAAACUUAAUAUUAUUUAAAAAAGUAAUCAUUAAUUUGAGCUUUUUAGAAUAUACAAUAUUAUAUGCUGUAGCAUUUCAAAAAAAAACUUGUCAAGAAAUAUCAGAUGAAAUCAAAAUUAAUGUAAAUCAGACAAAUGCAAUCUUUAGAAAAAUAAUCCAUCGAUUUUAUAAUUACAUCAAG
Plasmodium gaboni is the source of this 3528-nucleotide messenger RNA. RefSeq names its product putative histone acetyltransferase. The transcript has a single exon. Gene Ontology annotation, biological process: rRNA acetylation involved in maturation of SSU-rRNA. Gene Ontology annotation, cellular component: 90S preribosome; nucleolus. Gene Ontology annotation, molecular function: 18S rRNA cytidine N-acetyltransferase activity; tRNA binding; ATP binding. The record is from RefSeq and is a predicted model, not a curated record. The annotation marks the transcript as partial. NCBI's taxonomy places the organism in Eukaryota, Apicomplexa, Aconoidasida, Haemosporida, Plasmodiidae.